This is a messenger RNA of Phaedon cochleariae (mustard beetle), 2097 nucleotides long. NCBI's taxonomy places the organism in Eukaryota, Metazoa, Arthropoda, Insecta, Coleoptera, Chrysomelidae. The record is from the annotation of a GenBank genome assembly.
AAUCGAAGACAAACAAAUCUGCCAUUGGUCUGACACCAAUCAUAAUAUACCUUCUUGUCUGACACCCACCUUUUCUGACACUGACACGACAGACAUCUGACACAACGGACAUCUGACAACGACAAAUUCUGGAGGUCACAGCACUUAGCAGGAAUUUCAGGAUUUCCAUAGUGAAUUUGUGGAGCCCCUCGCCGUGUCUUUUAAAUGACCUAGAGAAGUGUGUUUUGGUCUUAGUGAAUUGCCCUCUAAUAUUUUGUAAGAAUUAAUAUCAUUUCUCAAAAUCUUCAGUUAUAAUAUCACAGGAAAUGUUUCGAACUUUAGUCAUACGAAGCGAUGUUGCUAAGAAAAUCUUGAGAAGAAAUAUUCAUGCUAAAAUUAUAAGGACUUUAUCAGUAGAAUGUGCCAAGAAAAACCACUGCCACAGGUCAUCUCUUUAUGGAGGGACUCAGGAACUACUUGGAAGAUGGGGUGUCAUAGAAGAGCCUCUAUCAAGAUAUUACUCAAGCAAUCUACCAUCUCAUACCAGAGUUUCUCUACCUGCUCUUUCUCCUACUAUGGAAUUGGGUACAAUAAUCAGUUGGGAGAAAAAAGAAGGUGACAAAUUGAAUGAAGGUGACCUCCUUGCUGAAAUAGAGACAGAUAAAGCAACAAUGGGGUUUGAAACUCCAGAAGAGGGAUAUUUAGCAAAAAUUCUCAUUGCUGCUGGUACCAAAGAUGUUCCUAUUGGUAAACUGGUAUGCAUCAUAGUCGAAAACGAAUCCGACAUAGCCGCCUUCAAGGACUUCAAGGACGACGGUCCGGCGGCCGCCCCGCCCGCCCCCAAGGCUCCCGCCGCUCCCACGCCCGCCCCGGCUGCGCCCGCCCCGGCGGCCCCCUCGUCGUCGCCCCCGGUACCGGCGCCGGCGACGGGCGGCCGGGUGUACGCCAGUCCGAUGGCCAAGAGGCUGGCGGAGCAGAGGAAUAUCAGGCUACAAGGUAAUGGCACCGGUCUAUUCGGCUCCAUUACCUCGUCCGAUCUUCCAGCUGCAGGGGCAACCCCUCCGUCCGCUGCCCCCACCGCCCACUCGCCGCCCGCCGCCCCAGCCCCAGGCGCCGCCUACGUCGACGUGCCGGUGACCGGCAUGCGAGCGACCAUCGCCAAGCGGUUGCUACAGUCCAAGCAAACCAUUCCGCACUAUUAUCUGACGGCCGAGAUCAACGUGGAUAAGUUGAUGGCCGUGCGCGAGAAGUACAACAAGAGGUUGGAGAAGGCCGGGGUGAAGUUGAGCGUCAACGAUUUCAUUAUCAAGGCCGUGGCGCAGGCUAGUCUCAAAGUACCUGAAGCUAACUCCUCAUGGCAAGACUCCUACAUCCGCCGGUACCGUAACGUCGACGUCAGCGUCGCCGUAUCGACCGACAAGGGCCUCAUAACGCCGAUCGUUUUCGAGGCGGAGCGCAAAGGCGUGGUCGAAAUCAACAAGAUGGUGAAAGCGUUGGCGGCCAAGGCGCGGGACGGGAAACUCCAGCCGCACGAGUUCCAAGGCGGCACGAUCAGCGUGUCUAAUUUGGGCAUGUUCGGCGUUACGAAUUUUUCUGCUGUCAUCAAUCCGCCUCAGAGUUGUAUACUUGCGGUGGGGACUACUACGAAAAAGUUGGUGGCCGAUUCCGGUUCUGAUAAAGGAUUCAAGUCAUCCGAUUUCCUGAACGUAACACUGAGUUGUGAUCACAGGACUGUGGAUGGAGCUGUAGGUGCGGAAUGGCUCAAAGCUUUCAAAGAAUACCUCGAAGAUCCUGUAUCGAUGAUUAUUUAGUCCUGAGAAAAACGGUCGUACAUAAAUUUACCUAAAUAGAUGCUGCCAUUGGUCAUGGAGGCCAAAAUGAUUGAUUAGUGGUUUCAUAUGAGCAGUUGCUUCAAUGUUUGUGAUAUGUCAAAAGGGACAAUAAUUGAAGGUACUAGUGGAACAAUUUGAUUAGUUUCAUUGAAGUACACUGGCAAAAUUUUCAUCUUAUUAAAUAUCUUGGAAAUGUUUCUAUUAUUUUUUUUUUGAAGAGAGCGUGAAAAUGUUUGUAUGGCUAACAAAAAUGUAUUUGAUAUUCGAAAAAAAUUUCCAUGAUUCC